Messenger RNA from Mandrillus leucophaeus (drill), 2961 nucleotides. It is a transcript of the gene ZNF484, whose product is annotated as zinc finger protein 484. Gene Ontology annotation, molecular function: DNA-binding transcription repressor activity, RNA polymerase II-specific. The transcript is spliced from 6 exons. The record is from RefSeq and is a predicted model, not a curated record. Gene Ontology annotation, biological process: negative regulation of transcription by RNA polymerase II. NCBI's taxonomy places the organism in Eukaryota, Metazoa, Chordata, Mammalia, Primates, Cercopithecidae. Bases 358 to 2805 code for a protein of 815 amino acids.
AUGCGCACACCCAGGCAGCGCUGUAAGAAGUAGGGAGGCAUUGAGAAAAAGGAAGUGGGUCCUGUUCUGGUUCUUGCGACUAUAGUCACCGCCCGAAGCAAAUGACCACUGUCCUGGGAGAACGUGGGUGAGGGGCAGAUCUCUGCCCCUUUGUCCGAAGAGCCAAAAAUGACCAAGUCCCUGUUCUAUAUUUUAGAAGGCUGACAUGGGUCGUACUGAACUAAAAUCAAGGUGUCGAAAGGGCAGUAUUCCUUUCUACAGGCUGAAUCAGUGUCAUUCAAGGAUGUAACUGUAGACUUCAGUAGGGAUGAGUGGCAACAAUUAGACCUUGCUCAGAAAAGCCUGUACAGAGAAGUGAUGCUGGAAAACUAUUUCAACUUGAUCUCAGUGGGAUGUCAAGUUCCCAAACCAGAAGUCAUCUUCAGCUUGGAACAAGAAGAGCCAUGUAUGUUGGAUGGUGAGCUCUCCGGUCAGAGCCAUCCAGAUGGGGACUUUGGUUUUGGACCUUUACAACAGAGAAUGUCUGAAGAAAUUUCUUUCCAGUCUGAGAUUAAUAUGAAUCUCUUCAAAAGAGAUGACCCAUAUUCCAUUUUAGAAGAAUUGUGGCAAGAUGAUGAACACACAAGAAAAUGUGGAGAAAACCAGAACAAACCUUUAAGUCAUGUUGCCUUCAUUAACAAGAAAACACUAGCUAACGACAGGGUCUGUGAAUAUAAGGACAUUGGGGAAAUAGUUCAUGUAAACACACACCUGGUUUCCUCAAGAAAAAGACUCCAUAACUGUAACUCAUUUGGAAAGAAUUUGGAGCCUAUUGUAACCUUAUGUAAUAGAAACAAUGCAACAGAAAAUUCUGAUAAGACUAUUGGAGAUGGUGAUAUUUUCACUUAUAUGAAUUCUCAUACGGAAGUGAUGGCUUGUGAAUGUAAUCAGUGUAGGAAAUCUCUGCAUCAUAAGCAAGCUCUCAUUCAACAUCAGAAAAUUCAUACUAGAGAGAGUCUCUAUUUGUUUUCUGACUAUGUAAAUGUUUUCUCCCCGAAGUCACAUGCCUUUGCACAUGAGAGCAUUUGUACUGAAGAAAAGCAGCAUGAAUGCCAUGAACGUGAGGCAGUCUUCACUCAGAAGUCCCAGCUUGAUGGCUGUCGGAGGAUUUAUGCAGGAAUAUGCACUGAAUAUGAGAAGGAUUUUUCCCUCAAGUCAAACCAUCAGAAAACUCCUGAGGGGAAUUACUAUAAAUGCAGUGACUAUGGAAGAGCCUUUAUCCAGAAGUCAGAUCUGUUCAGAUGCCAGAGAAUUCAUUCUGGAGAAAAACCCUAUGAGUACAGUGAAUGUGAGAAAAACCUCUCUCAGAAUUCAAACCUUAAUAUACAUAAAAAAAUUCAUACUAGAGAGAAACACUUCGAAUGUACUGAAUGUGGAAAAGCUUUUACAAGGAAAUCAACACUGAGUAUGCAUCAGAAAAUCCAUACAGGAGAAAAGCCUUAUGUAUGUACUGAAUGUGGAAAGGCCUUUAUCCGGAAGUCACAUUUUAUCACACAUGAAAGAAUUCAUACUGGAGAAAAACCCUAUGAAUGCAGUGACUGUGGGAAAUCCUUUAUUAAAAAAUCACAACUCCAUGUGCAUCAGCGAAUUCACACAGGAGAGAAUCCCUUUAUAUGUUCAGAAUGUGGGAAGGUCUUCACUCACAAGACAAAUCUCAUUAUACACCAGAAAAUCCACACAGGAGAAAGACCCUAUAUAUGUACUGUAUGUGGUAAGGCCUUUACUGACAGGUCAAAUCUCAUUAAGCACCAAAAAAUUCAUACUGGAGAGAAACCUUAUAAAUGCAGCGACUGUGGAAAAUCAUUCACCUGGAAGUCACGGCUCAGGAUACAUCAGAAGUGUCAUACUGGAGAGAGACAUUAUGAAUGCAGUGAAUGUGGGAAAGCCUUCAUUCAGAAGUCAACACUAAGUAUGCACCAGAGAAUUCAUAGAGGGGAAAAACCAUAUGUUUGCACUGAAUGUGGUAAGGCCUUCUUCCACAAAUCCCAUUUUAUUACACAUGAGAGAAUUCAUACUGGAGAGAAACCCUAUGAAUGCAGUAUUUGUGGGAAAUCCUUCACUAAGAAAUCACAACUCCAUGUACAUCAGCAGAUUCACACAGGAGAGAAACCCUAUAGAUGUGCUGAGUGUGGAAAGGCUUUUACUGACAGAUCAAAUCUUUUUACACACCAGAAAAUUCACACUGGAGAGAAACCUUAUAAAUGUAGUGACUGUGGGAAAGCCUUCACUCGGAAGUCCGGCCUCCACAUACAUCAGCAGUCCCAUACUGGAGAAAGGCAUUAUGAGUGCAGUGAAUGUGGGAAAGCCUUUGCAAGAAAAUCAACGCUAAUUAUGCAUCAGAGAAUUCAUACCGGAGAGAAACCCUAUAUUUGUACUGAAUGUGGGAAAUCCUUCAUCCAGAAGUCACACUUAAAUAGACACAGGAGAAUUCAUACUGGAGAGAAACCCUAUGAAUGCAGUGACUGUGGGAAGUCUUUCAUUAAGAAAUCACAGCUCCAUGAGCAUCAUCGAAUUCACACAGGAGAGAAACCAUAUAUAUGUGCUGAGUGUGGAAAGGCCUUCACCAUCAGAUCAAAUCUUAUUAAACACCAGAAAAUUCAUACUAAACAGAAACCCUAUAAGUGCAGUGACUUGAGGAAAGCCUUAAACUGGAAGCCACAACUCAGUGUGCCUCAGAAAUCUGACACUGGGGAGGUAGAGUGCUCAAUGCCACAAUUAUGGCGUGGGGACUCAGGAGGUGGCCAAGGCCAACUUUCUUCUGUCUAGUUAGAAUUAUGAACAUCUGGAUCAUACAGCCGAUGUGCAGUUAUGCAUAUGGGGAGACACUUUUGAGAGUGUUUAAGCAUUGUAUAGUGGCCAUCUUUGGUUAUUUGAUAUUGGUAUUGUCAAGCUCCUGCAAAUAAUAGUAAAUGUGCAAGGAGA